Cylicocyclus nassatus is the source of this 738-nucleotide messenger RNA. Lineage: Eukaryota; Metazoa; Nematoda; Chromadorea; Rhabditida; Strongylidae. The record is from the annotation of a GenBank genome assembly.
AUGUCAUUCUUUUCUACACUGUUACUCGUUACUAAUGGAUUUUUCCAUCGAUAUUUGCAGCUGUGCAGGGAAGACGUCUUUCGUCGCUAUUCUUCCAAAGGGAACACUACCAUAGCAAUUUCUUUUAACAUAGCCGUAUUGCUAGCUGUUUUAGUAGCCAUUUAUGUCACUGUUUGGCCAAGUGCGCAUUUCAAGGAGCUUGUUCGAACAAUUGAAUUUUUCGGACUCGACUUAGGAAGGACUAGUUUCAUCGGAUUUUCCAUAAAGCAUAGCAUAACUCCCAUGAAUAUGGCUUUGAUUUUCAAUGUAAUGGUGCUGACUGGUAUUUUAUUAUGGAUAGAUAUACUUUGUGCAGGAAGCAUUAAUGCUCAACUCCGCAGUUCUGCCUUUUCAAACAAAUUAAGAAGUUUGCAACGCCAGAUGUUCAUCUUGCUUCUAUUACAGGCAGCUGCUCCCAUAAUCUUUCUGCAAAUACCAUAUGCCAUUGCCAUAUUCUAUCUGUUCACAGGUCACAGCACAACACCGUUCAUUAGUGUCAUUAUUGGAGUACUUCUUGCCCUUCAUCCGCUGAUUGAUCCUAUGCUCGUUUUAGCAUUUGUCAAAGAUUACCGUAUCUACAUCCUUAGUAAGCUAAAUAUUCGAAAAUCACCUAAGCUAAUACUGGCAAAGAAUAACAAGAUUGUUGCCGAUGAAAUUCCAAAAGUAUACAUUGGUCCUAUAACCGCCAUUAGUAGCUAA